This is a messenger RNA of Striga asiatica, 2018 nucleotides long. NCBI's taxonomy places the organism in Eukaryota, Viridiplantae, Streptophyta, Magnoliopsida, Lamiales, Orobanchaceae. The record is from the annotation of a GenBank genome assembly.
AUUCUUCGGCUAUUCGUUAAAUCUGCUCAAAACAUUGAAGUAAUAAAGGUCGAUUUAGCUGAGGCAAAGAAGCUUUCUCAGGUUUUUAUUUCCACAUUAUCCACUGCUCAUUUCCAUUCGCUCUUCACUCUACCUUCUUACUCGGUCGGCUCUUCCUCGCAGUUGGCAGAGAUGAAUGUGGAAAAAUUACAGAAGAUGGCUGGCUCGGUCCGCACCGGUGGAAAGGGUACCAUGAGAAGAAAGAAGAAGGCUGUGCACAAGACUACAACGACUGAUGACAAAAGGCUUCAGAGCACCUUGAAGAGAAUAGGGGUGAAUGCCAUACCUGCAAUUGAGGAAGUUAAUAUUUUCAAGGAUGAUGCAGUUAUCCAGUUUAUUUUUUGGCUAUUCGUUGAAUCUGCUCAAAACAUUGGAGCAAUAAAGAUUGAUUUAGCUGAGGUCUUGAUUUACUUCGUCAUUAGAUGCAAAGUCUAUGUUCAAGAGCCGCUCAGCUUCCAAAAGAUGCACGAUUUCUCCACGGCCGACGGCUUUCUGGAGAUAACCGAAGACCUGGCUGACAUGAUAAGGUUUGCAGCAAACGAGCCCUCAGUGGGUCUUUUCUACAUCCAGCAGCACACUCAGAACGCGACCCCCAAUGUCCUCAGUCUCAGAAGCAAAGUCUCGGAAAAAUCCCAAGAGUCUUCCCUACACGCCCAAGAUCUAGAAGAUUCCAUGGACAUGCUGAGGUCGAUGAAAGAGUGUGGGCCCACAAUCACAGAAGAGAUGAUCGAGAACAUCAAGAGAUGUCUCUCUAUCGCGCAACCAAAACUGGGAUCAGCACACAGGGGAACGUGGUCCCCGGCCACCUGGGGGCAAAAUAGUCUUUUUACGCAGACGGACGGCGAGAAGAGGGCAUCGGGCUACCUGUCGAGCAUUUUCAGGCACACGAAGCAAAUGGCCCACAGUUUGGAGUCGAGUCAAGCGGAUGAUUCGUCAACAAGUUUUUUGAGGGCAAAAGAGGAUUUGCCCUUGUCGAGAGAGCUCCAAGAAGAAUCGGUGCCAGAUGAGGAUUUGGCCCAUCAACGGCUGAUUUCGCUGUGUGAGGAGAAUUACGAUGAGUUUAAAGCCGAUCAAGAGGCGAAAUUGGAGGAAUGGCUUGGAGGGAAGGGGGUUUUUAUUUCCACAUUAUCCACUGCUCAUUUCCAUUCGCUCUUCACUCUACCUUCUUACUCGGUCGGCUCUUCCUCGCAGUUGGCAGAGAUGAAUGUGGAAAAAUUACAGAAGAUGGCUGGCUCGGUCCGCACCGGUGGAAAGGGUACCAUGAGAAGAAAGAAGAAGGCUGUGCACAAGACUACAACGACUGAUGACAAAAGGCUUCAGAGCACCUUGAAGAGAAUAGGGGUGAAUGCCAUACCUGCAAUUGAGGAAGUUAAUAUUUUCAAGGAUGAUGCAGUUAUCCAGUUUGUUAACCCUAAAGUUCAAGCGUCUAUUGCUGCCAACACCUGGGUUGUUAGUGGUACUCCUCAGAACAAGAAGCUGACAGAUAUUCUUCCUUCCAUCAUUCAUCAAUUGGGUCCGGAUAACUUAGAAAAUUUGAAGAAAUUAGCCGAACAAUUUCAGAAGCAGGGUCCGGCUGCAGGUGGUGCCACUUCUGGUGUAAGUGGGCCACAAGCAGAUGAUGAUGAUGAUGAGGUGCCUGAGCUUGUUGCUGGUGAGACAUUUGAAGCUGCUGCGGAUGAAGGCAAUACUCAAAAAGCAUCUUAACUAGCUCUUUUUUAUUUGUACCAAUGCUUAUAUUUUCAAGUGUUCUGAAAAUCUUUAAUUUGAUUUUGAACCUGUAUCAAAUGAUGGUGCUAUUUGCUUUUCGUUGGUUAUUUCUUUGUUCACGAUGGCCUUCUAUGCUUUUAUAUCUUAGUGAUGAUGAUCUUGGGGCUUAGACUUCUUGAAACCUGUUUUAUUAUGUAGACAUGGCCACGCGUUGGAUUGGCCAUGUCUUAACCUGUUUUUUAUAAGUGGUUGAGUACUUUUUAAUAUACAAA